CAACAACCUCCCCACUUUCCAAAACCCAGUUUUGCAUCUGGGUUUUGCUUCUUCUACUGUCAAAUUCUGAAAAAAUUAUGACUUGGAAAAGUAGAGGAGAAUUCCCUUCCAGAACCGUUAUUUCUCAGAAAUGGGCACUUUUUCUCUGCUUAGGAAGCUUCUGUACUGGAAUGCUCUUCACCACCAGGAUAUGGACUAUUCCUGAACACAACAAAGGACUAGCAAGACCAACUGCUGCGGAAGCUGAAAAAUUGAAUGUACUUUCAGAAGGUUGCAAUUCCAGAAUUUUGCAAGAGAUGGAAAUGAAGCGGGAUAAAGACAUUUAUAGUGAAGUUUUCAAGAGUCAUAAUUCCAUACAAACAUUGGACAAGACUAUUUCGAACCUAGAGAUGGAAUUGGCUGCUGCAAGGGCAACUCAAGAGUCUCUACGAAGUGGUGGUCCUGUUUCGGAUGACAUGAGGAUGAGUGAAUCAUCUGGUAAGAGAAAGUACCUUAUGGUCAUUGGUAUUAAUACUGCAUUUAGCAGCAGGAAAAGAAGGGAUUCGGUUAGGGCCACUUGGAUGCCACAAGGUGAGAAAAGAAAGAAGCUAGAGGAAGAGAAGGGCAUUAUAGUACGUUUUGUAAUAGGACACAGUGCUACAUCAGGGGGUAUUCUAGACAGAGCUAUUGAAGCCGAGGACAGAAAGCAUGGAGAUUUCUUGAGGCUGAAUCAUGUGGAAGGGUACCUUGAAUUGUCAGCAAAGACAAAAACCUACUUUGCCACUGCUGUGAACUUAUGGGAUGCUGAUUUCUAUGUCAAAGUUGAUGAUGAUGUUCAUGUAAAUAUAGCAACACUGGGAGAAACUCUAGUAAGACACCGAUCAAAACCACGGAUAUACAUUGGAUGCAUGAAAUCUGGCCCUGUCCUAUCUCAAAAAGGGGUAAGGUACCAUGAACCUGAGUACUGGAAAUUUGGAGAGGCUGGAAACAAGUACUUCCGUCAUGCCACAGGACAAUUGUAUGCCAUUUCAAACGAUUUGGCUACAUACAUAUCAAUUAACCAGAAUGUUCUUCACAAGUAUGCCAACGAGGACGUGUCACUAGGAUCUUGGUUUAUUGGACUUGAUGUGGAGCACAUAGAUGAUCGAAGACUUUGUUGUGGCACUCCUCCAGAUUGUGAGUGGAAGGCCCAGGCAGGGAACAUUUGUGUUGCAUCAUUUGAUUGGAGCUGCAGUGGAAUUUGCAGGUCUGCCGAGAGGAUCAAAGAGGUACAUAGGAGGUGUGGAGAGGGUGAGAAUGCUUUGUGGAGUGCCUCUUUCUAGGAGGCAACAUUGGAGUUCUUCCUAACUCAGGAAGAUUAAUACUAAGGCAAAUAUGAGUCAAGCCUGCAAGAUUUUCUUUUCUUCUCUUCUCUUUUUCUAUAGUUUUGUGCAGUAUAGAGAAAUGUCAUUUUCCAUGAGAAAUCAGGAGUGAGAGAGUGUGAGAGAGAAUAUGGUUGUUGCCCCAUGGACCUUCUGCAUUUUAAGAGGAGAUUGACCAUGGUAGCACAGCUAGUAAGAGGAGACUGUCCACAUCCAUUCUUUGAUGCUUGAAGGGCCACUGAGUUUGUUCAUAGUUUCAUGGCUAUCAAGCUCCUAAUAAAUAGAGAUAUAAUUGGGUGGCUGUUGCUGCCUUUGCUUCUGCCUGAAGUUCAUUUUUUCUGUUUUGGUUGAAAAUUAAAUGAUUCAAUGAUAUAUACUUGUUCUACAUAUACA
Molecule: messenger RNA, 1733 nt
Organism: Cajanus cajan (pigeon pea)
Lineage: Eukaryota; Viridiplantae; Streptophyta; Magnoliopsida; Fabales; Fabaceae
Product: putative beta-1,3-galactosyltransferase 2
Cellular component (GO): Golgi membrane
Molecular function (GO): galactosyltransferase activity
Source: RefSeq, a predicted model, not a curated record